AUGUCAGGCCAGACAGACACCCCAGGGCUAAUCGACCACCUCAAAUCCGUCCUUCUUGAGCUCAACGCACACCCUUACCCCGAAGUCGCGUGCCCUCCGAAAGUGCCUAAAAGAGCAAGCGUAGCUCUGAUCCUGCGCGUGCAACCAAACUACAACCACUGGCCAGCAUACGCCGAGAAGCCUCUACAUUCUACAUCGCAGCAGCCACCAAAACCACGUCGAAGAUCUUCGGCCGCGUCAGGUUUGGGACAGAAGCUUAGCUUCGAAGACAUACUGCAUGCCUUCUUCGAGCAAGACUGGGUGAAGCACGGCGACCCUGAGGUACUAUUCAUCAAACGAGCGACAAGGAUAGGAGACAAGUGGAACGGGCAUGUCGCGUUGCCUGGAGGAAAAAGAGAUCCAGAGGACGACGACGAUGCCGUCACAGCCAUGAGGGAGGCAUUGGAGGAAGUCGGGAUUGAUCUGGGAUACCACAAUGCGAUCGCAGUAGGAAACCUGCCCCAGCGGAUAGUCACCACAAGCUGGGGCAAGGUGCCGCUCAUGGUACUCUGCCCGUACAUCUACCUCCUCACCUCGCCCAACUACCCAGUCCAACGUCUCCAACCCACCGAAGUGGCCUCCUCACACUGGGUCCCCAUCCGUGCGCUGCUCUCCCCCGUCCUCCGCACCCACGAAUACGCCGACGUCUCCGCGCGCCUCGCGAAAUCCGAGCUCGGCAUGAAGCGCUGGUUCCUCCAAGCCAUGCUCUCGAAGAUGAUGUUCGCAGCCAUCCGCCUGGUGCCCUCGAACUCCACACACUGCGCCACGAUCCCCGACUUCGUGCCUGCAUUCAGCGCGCCUCCAAAAUCGGCCGUCACGAAGGCGAAGGAUCUGGCACUUGGCGAGGAGCGAGGCGAUGGGAAACCGCCGCUGCUGCUUUGGGGCCUGACGCUCGGCAUUGUGAGUGACUUCCUGGAACACAUACCCCCGCAUAAUGCGCUGGAGCUGUGGACGUAUCCCACGUUUACGAGUUGGGAUGUCAGGUUCGUCAUGUGGGCAAUGUCGUACCGGUUCCGGACACAGAAGUCGAUCGAGAUGGCGUCUGUACCUACACAGACGUCUACGACCGCAGGCGAGCAGGAUCUGCCGGGCUUCGGGAGCGAGGCUGUAGGUCCGAUCUUCAGCGAGGGAGAAGAAGGGAAUCAGCCUGGCGAGGUGGGGAUAGCGGGGCUGGGAGUAGGCAGAGGAUGGGAACACACUGGGCGGGCGAAGAUGAUUGCGAGGGGUGCGGCGGUCAAUUCGAUGCUCGAAGGCUACUAUCCCAUUGUGAGACAAGCUGUGGCCACUGCGCUUGCAGGGAGGAUAGGUGUUGUUGCGCUCCUUGCGUUUGUCGCCUGGAAGAAGAUCGAAUGGCAGAGGCUGGUUAAGCUGGAUGUAUAG
This is a messenger RNA of Didymella exigua CBS 183.55, 1419 nucleotides long. RefSeq names its product nudix family hydrolase. Gene Ontology annotation, molecular function: coenzyme A diphosphatase activity. The record is from RefSeq and is a predicted model, not a curated record. NCBI's taxonomy places the organism in Eukaryota, Fungi, Ascomycota, Dothideomycetes, Pleosporales, Didymellaceae. The transcript is spliced from 2 exons. Bases 1 to 1419 code for a protein of 472 amino acids.